GGCUUAAUUGCGCAUAGGGCUGUCAGGAGGAGCAAGCUGUAACUGUUCCCACUCUUGAGCUCUCUUUGCUGAACCAAACGGCAUAAGAUACUGGUCUGGAGGCUACUUGCACUCUCUCGUUGUUUUCCGAGACGUUUGAACGUUUAUUUUGCAUGAACACAAUGAAAGAUGAAAACUGUCGGUGCUGAUGGAAUGUCCGUUCGUACGCGGCGUGCCUUUCGGGAAUUUGUUUUUUUUAUUUUAAGGAUCACUACAAAGAUACAUGAUUUGUUGGGAAAAAGAAGACGAAAACAUGAAUGAACACAGACCAACGGCAGGGUAUGAAAACAUCCUGGAAUUGUCACCUAAUUACACCUACAGCGAUUACAGUGACUAUUAUGAUACUGAAGUGGCUGAGGAUCACCAAAGAGAAACUUUGCACUUAGUCUCAAUUGUUGUUUAUACCAUCUCUUUCGUGUUUGGCCUCAUUGGGAAUGGACUCGUGAUUUGGGUCACGACUUUUAAGAUGAAAAUGUCAGUCAAAACGGUUUGGUUCCUGAACCUAGCCAUUGCAGACUUUGUUUUUGUGCUCUUACUCCCCCUGUCCAUUGAUUACGUGUUUAAGAACUUCCACUGGAAUUUCGGAAGGUCUUUCUGCAAGAUCACUUCAUUUGUUUCUCUUCUGAACAUGUUUGCCAGUGUGGGUUUCCUAACUGUCAUCAGCUUGGACCGCUAUCUAUCACUAGUUCACCUCACCUGGUCCCAGAAGUACAGGUCACCAUUAAAUGCAUUCAAACUGAGCUUGGGAGUGUGGGUCAUGGCAGGAGCCCUCGCUUCCCCCAGUCUACAUUUUAGAGACACUAUCCACGUAGGUGACAGGGUUAUAUGCUUCAACAAUUUCCACGAGAGCAACUAUAGCAUGGCUCAACUGAGGCACAUCAUUUUAGUGUGUGUCCGCUUCGCCUGUGGAUUUCUUCUUCCCUUCAUCACAAUGGUGGUGACUUGCAUCCUGUUGGCGUUGAAGCUGAGGUACAGAGGUCUGCCUAUGCUUUCCAACUUUUCCAAAACCGUCUCUGCCGUGAUCAUUGCCUUUUUCAUCUGCUGGACCCCGUACCACGUGUUCAGUUUGAUGGAACUGUUAGUCCACAGCCACGAGAGCCCGAUGCUGCACAAUAUACUCCGAACCGGCUUCCCUCUGGCAACCAGCCUGGCAUUCCUCAAUAGCUGCCUCAACCCCAUUCUCUAUGUGCUCAUGGGUAAGAAGGUCAAGGAUGUUAUUGGGAAGUCCUUUUCAGUUGUCAUGAAGAAUGCCUUAAGAGACAGAAGCCAAUCAGGAACUGAUACAGAGGCUGUGCCAAACAGCUUCUGCACAGAGACAGAAGGAGAGUGUAUCAGGCUUUCUUCAGUAUAAAGUGAGCAGUAUAGCAAGCAUUGAGAUGGUGUCGGGAGACAUGGCGUGAGUGUGAUAUCUAUCCCAAUAUUGUUAGUGCGUAAUGUACUUUCAUGCAUUUUAUUAAUUAGCCAAAUUAAAGCUUUACAGUAACUUAGCUGUAUUGUAGUUUUAUAUAACAAUGAAACACUAAGAGAAGUAUACUGUUUUGAUUCGCUUGAAGUAAUAAUGUUUGAUAUUAUUUUGUCUGCCUAUUCACCCCCUCAGAGACAAAAAGAUCACAAUGACUAAAUUAGUUUGCUCGGUUUAUUUAUAUCUAUAAAGUAUGUAUAUCAGUUUGUUUCCUAUUUUACUGUGGAAUUAACCUUGUAUUCAUCAUUGGACUCUGUGCUAUUGAAUUGACUGAACAGUAAUAGGGGAUACUUCAAACAGUUCUUCUAACUAAAAUAACCAGUAUUAUAUUAAGCUGAAAAUUAUACAUUAUGCACUUAAUAUUCAUUUUAAUUACUGUAUGAAAAAACAUUUAGAUUUGUAAUCCUGAAGUAGUCACUUAUAUUUAAAUAUAUGCAUCACAUUCAUGCAAGUGUUGAAAGUAUUAAGCUUUAAAGUGUUUUAUGAAAAUAAAACUUCUGCUUUGGUCAUGCAGUGUGCUUGAUAUAUCAAAUCAAGAUAAACAAUGGUCCACAUACAGUAAGACAGUGGGAAUGAGGGCAAAUUCCAGCCAACACAGAUAUCACUAUGAAAUGAACACUGCUUUUGCCACAAUACACUUUGUAUAAAGUUCCACCACUGGCAACAGUGCCCACAUAUUGGUAAUUUGCCAAUCCCAUCUCAUUAACUCUGUAUCCUCAUUCAGCAUGUCAUUUACUUCAGCAAGGAACACACUAUUUCCAAGUUGACAUGCAUUUAAGAGGCCCUGCAUU
Molecule: messenger RNA, 2292 nt
Organism: Acipenser ruthenus (sterlet)
Lineage: Eukaryota; Metazoa; Chordata; Actinopteri; Acipenseriformes; Acipenseridae
Product: chemerin-like receptor 2
Exons: 3
Coding region: 263-1390 (375 amino acids)
Biological process (GO): complement receptor mediated signaling pathway; phospholipase C-activating G protein-coupled receptor signaling pathway; inflammatory response
Cellular component (GO): plasma membrane
Molecular function (GO): G protein-coupled receptor activity; complement receptor activity
Source: RefSeq, a predicted model, not a curated record